Molecule: messenger RNA, 558 nt
Organism: Oncorhynchus gorbuscha (pink salmon)
Lineage: Eukaryota; Metazoa; Chordata; Actinopteri; Salmoniformes; Salmonidae
Product: voltage-dependent calcium channel gamma-2 subunit-like
Exons: 2
Coding region: 25-558 (177 amino acids)
Biological process (GO): positive regulation of synaptic transmission, glutamatergic; transmission of nerve impulse; neurotransmitter receptor transport, postsynaptic endosome to lysosome
Cellular component (GO): postsynaptic density membrane; AMPA glutamate receptor complex
Molecular function (GO): voltage-gated calcium channel activity; channel regulator activity
Source: RefSeq, a predicted model, not a curated record
AGAGCCUCCAGUAUAUUCCCCAUAAUGAGUGUAGGUCUGUUGUUUCUGGGAGGAGUGUGUGUGGCCGGCAGCGAGUUCUACAAGACACAACACAACGUCAUGCUCAGCGCCGGGAUACUGUUUGUCUCCGCAGGACUCAGUAACAUCAUUGGCAUCAUCGUCUACAUCUCUGCUAACUCUGGUGACCCGGGUCAGAGCGACAGUAAGAAGAGUUACUCGUACGGCUGGUCUUUCUACUUCGGGGCGAUGUCCUUCAUCUUGGCUGAGAUGGUGGGCGUUCUGACAGUACACGCCUUCAUAGAGCGCCACCGAAAGCUCCGGACCCGCGGCCGCCGCUCCCUCACCAAACACGCUCUGCUCCGCUCCGCGUCCUACUACAGCCGCUACAACCGCUACAGACGGAGCUCCAGUUACCGUGGCAACGUGGACUACCGUCACUCGCUGUCGUCCGCGGGGCAGCUGCGACCUCGCGACCCCUCGCCGUUGCCGGUGGCCCUGUCCGUGUCAAAGGUUGUCGCCGCGGUGCCGGCGGGUCGGAGUUGGCCUCGCACAAACUAA